Molecule: messenger RNA, 180 nt
Organism: Gongylonema pulchrum
Lineage: Eukaryota; Metazoa; Nematoda; Chromadorea; Rhabditida; Gongylonematidae
Source: the annotation of a GenBank genome assembly
AUGGAGCAUUUGCAGGCGCUGAUCGAUCCGAGCAAGCAGUUCGCGAAAGAUUCGAUCCGAUUGGUGAAACGAUGCACCAAGCCCGAUCGCAAAGCGAUUGGUUUCGCAAUAAUGGGCUUCAUCGGUUUCUUCGUCAAAUUGAUUCAUAUUCCAAUCAAUAACAUUAUUGUUGGCGGAUGA